UUCUGUUUACAGCUGAGCGAUGCAGCCACAAAAGAUGACCUGCUGGGAGCUGAGGACACCGUUAAAGCUAUUGGCUUCUUCUCGUCGAAACCUCAGGUUCGUAAUCAUGCAACAGUGUUCUCAUUGGGGACUCGUGAAAGUCUUUUAUCGUUCGAUUUUCUUUCACCUCUGAUUGUACCGCAUGCAGCACAGCAAGCAAAUGAACGGGUAAUUCGGCACUAUUUGAAUUGUGUCAUUGGUUUUUGA
Anisakis simplex (herring worm) is the source of this 246-nucleotide messenger RNA. NCBI's taxonomy places the organism in Eukaryota, Metazoa, Nematoda, Chromadorea, Rhabditida, Anisakidae. The record is from the annotation of a GenBank genome assembly.